Molecule: messenger RNA, 945 nt
Organism: Hordeum vulgare subsp. vulgare (domesticated barley)
Lineage: Eukaryota; Viridiplantae; Streptophyta; Magnoliopsida; Poales; Poaceae
Exons: 4
Coding region: 1-708 (235 amino acids)
Source: RefSeq, a predicted model, not a curated record
AUGUACAAAGGCGUCGUGCUGCGAGAUGGGGCAGGCAGAGCAACGGACCAUAGGAACAACAGGAGCAACAUGCGGACGGGGCCUGCAAGGAGAGCCCAUCCUCCUCCCUUCCAGAUCGCAGCCGCCACCUCCCCCAGAUCGCAGCCGACGACCUCCUCUCCUAUCCCCACCACACCGGCGACCUCUUCUGCUCCAGCCCCACCGUCGACAUCCAACCUCCGCUCUGCAACCCGCCGCAGUCGCCCCCACCCCUAUCUUCUCCUUCUCCUUGUCUUCCUAGGAGGAAGACCCGAGAUCCAACCCCAAAUCUCCCUCUGCAGCUCCCAAAUCUUCACCGAGCAUCGACCAUGCCGGCCUACUGACCGAUCGCGGGAGGACCUGCAGGCGGCUACACAGGCUUUGUUCGACGGGUUCGGGGCCCCCGGAAUGCAUGCCGCCGCCACGCAGCUGCUGUUCGGGCAGGCCGGCUCAAUGCCACCUCCAGCGGCGCAGGGCGGGGUGACGGCGGCCGCGCCACCGCGGCAGCGGCAGCGGGCGAUUUUCCACCCACAAUCCGCGGGCCAAAACACCCGGGGAGCGAAGCACGAAACCGAGAGGCUCUCCUCCCCUCUCCUCUCCUCUCCUCUCAACCGCGGAUCUACCACCAGUUGCGCACUCCGCGCGAGGCUCCGGCCUUCCGCUCCUCCAAGCUCUUCCAGCAUGAGGUGAAGUACGAAGCCAAGUGUGAAGCUAUGAAGCGUAUGAAUAAAGAGUAGCAUAUGUGUUGUAAUAGUAGGCAGUAGUAGGCAUAUCUGGGUUGUGGUGUAGUGUAAAGAUUGUAAUAGACAAAUUUAAUGUUGGUUUGGACGAAUUUCAUUUGCUCCCUAGCCUGUUUGAAAUAUUGAUUUUGAAUGUGAUUUGAAUACUUAUGAAAUGGCAACAUGACAAGGGGACCAUGUUAUGAUA